Microplitis demolitor is the source of this 458-nucleotide messenger RNA. RefSeq lists its product as uncharacterized. Lineage: Eukaryota; Metazoa; Arthropoda; Insecta; Hymenoptera; Braconidae. The record is from RefSeq and is a predicted model, not a curated record. The transcript is spliced from 2 exons. The coding region runs from base 54 to 458 and encodes 134 amino acids.
GUAUAAUUCAAAUUUAAUUAAAAAUUAAAAUUUGUGUUACUGUAAUCAUUACAAUGCCUUUAAAAUUAAUUAAUUCUAACAAAGGAAAUAUUGUUGGAGCUAUCCCUGCCCACGAACAUGCUGGUGAUGCUGUAAAAAUAAAAAUGGAUGUUGUUUCUGUAAGGAUAAUCAAACCCGCGAAAAAAUCAAGUGACAAACCCGUUAAAAUUAUUUCAAAUGAAUUAAAAAAAAUUAAUUCACCCAUCGCUGCACGUAUGCCAAAAGUUGACUCUAUUUCGCGUCGUGUCCAGCGUAAUCGACGUAAAUCUAGCCCUCAAAUUGCUAAUCCUUCAACACGCGGAGAAAUUAUACUGUUGAAUGAAUUGCGAAUGACUAGUAAUAAUGAAGAAUUUUUGCUGUAUGAUAGCAGUGGAUGUGAUUCAAGAUUUCUAAUGUUUGGUACAUCAAAAAAUUUUUAA